GUUCUGCACUGAUAUAACAGUAGCAUUUGGUGAACCACGAUCCGAGCUAAGCCGAACGUGGAUACACGAAGUAGUGCGAUGUAGGUUCGAUAGUGACUGAGUUCGAGUCAGUGUAGAAUAUAACCAUUGGAAUGUUACUGUAUUACUCGUUUGCUUUGUUUACUCAUAUGAUUUGUAUUUUAAAAGUGAGUGUUUCUUUUGAAUAAUGGAGCUACAUUUUAAUGAGGAGAGUGUCACGUGAUCUUUCAGCAGAAAGGAAAACCUAAGUUCGAACGAUUCCGGUUAACAAGUGACGGUGUUUUCGCGUUGAACCAAUGAGAAUCACAAACAUAGCUUAGGGCUUGAAACAUUGUAGUGAGAAAUGUUGAAUAAUGAUCCAUGGCUGUGAAUUGUGGUGUGAAGUGUAUAGUGAGAUGUGUCUGUAUCUAUAAACAGUGUGAUGUCUGUUUUCAAGACGUAAAUCGUACUUUCUAAUUCUCCGGAAUGUCUGGAAGUCGCUCAAGUAACGACCCGGAACAUAAGUCACCACGGGAAAGUGGUGAAGAUUCCGAGGAUGAGAGUGAAAUUUUAGAAGAAAGUCCAUGUGGAAGAUGGCUUAAACGAAGAGAAGAGGUGGAGCAACGUGAUGUACCAGGGAUUGACUGUGCCUACCUGGCGAUGGACACUGAGGAGGGCGUUGAGGUCGUGUGGAAUGAGGUGCAGUUCUCUGAAAGGAAAAACUUCAAGGCCCAGGAGGAUAAAAUUCAACAGGUGUUCGAAAACCUCACCCAGUUAGAACAUCCAAACAUUGUCAAGUUCCAUCGCUACUGGACAGAUACUCACAACGACAAGCCACGGGUUAUCUUCAUCACGGAAUAUAUGUCGUCCGGGUCCCUGAAACAGUUCCUAAAACGCACCAAGAGAAAUGUGAAGAAGUUACCACUCCAGGCCUGGAAGAGAUGGUGCACGCAGAUUCUGUCAGCCUUGAGUUACUUGCAUUCCUGUUCUCCACCCAUCAUCCAUGGGAAUCUCACCUGUGAUACCAUAUUUAUUCAGCACAAUGGCCUCGUGAAAAUAGGAUCAGUGGCACCUGAUGCUAUCCAUCACCACGUCAAGACGUGCAGAGACAAUAUGAAGAAUAUGCAUUUUAUUGCCCCUGAAUAUGGAGUUUCUGUGACGCCUGCAAUUGACGUUUACUCGUUCGGUAUGUGCGCGUUAGAGAUGGCAGCGUUGGAGAUCCAGGGUAAUGGCGACUCUGGGACGCUGGUGACCGAAGAAAAUAUCAAUCGGACGAUAGAGUCACUCGACGACGAGCAACAGAAGGACUUCAUCCAUAAGUGUCUGCACAAAGAGCCGGAUCACCGACCCUGUGCCCGAGAGCUCUUAUUCCACCCACUUCUCUUUGAAGUCCAUUCACUCAAACUCUUGUCUGCGCAUGCUCUCGUCUAUAGCACCGCCAACAUCUCGGAGACUAUAACAGAUGAGGUGAUGCAGAGACUGUUCGGACCGGACGUGGUGGUAGCAGAGAUCAUCCACGUUGAUCGACAAGGAGUGCAGAUGAAGAUGUGUGACGUGCCCGUCGCAGAGAAACUUGAGAAAUUUGUCGAAGAUGUGAAGUAUGGCAUUUACCCGCUGACUGCAUUCAGGGCUCAACAACCUCCACCGCCUCGACCUCGUCCAAUAUCACCAGAGAUGGCAGAAUCUGUGAAGUCUGUUACACCAGAGCCGGUCGACGUGGAAAUGAGGAGAGUCGUGAACAUGAUGUGCAACGUGAAGCCGAAGGACGAGAGCUGUGAAUUGCAGAUGACUAUAUUGCUUCGAAUGGAUGACAAGAUGAAUCGUCAGCUUACGUGUUUGGUGUCUGAAAUUGACACGUCUUUACUUCUGGCUCAGGAAUUGGUUUAUUUUGGCUUCAUCAAUGAGGCUGAUAAAGAGAAGAUCGCCACUCUUAUCGAAGACACGCUGCACAGCUGUUUCAGUAAUCAACUCCUAAGUCCGAGAAGCGGCACCUCUCAACUCCUCGGUACUGCCACUCUGUUUCCUCCGCAACCACCGAUGCUUCUGUCUUCAGCACCCAGCAAUCAAGUGACGGUACACUCGGGGAGUUAAUAGCGGCUUCACAGCCAGUCGGCUAGCUGAAUGGGCGAAGUGUGGGUGGAGCUCUCGUGCAGUCCACUCUAGCAAUAUUAUAACCAGUUGGCUUGCCGGUGGGCUGAUAAGUGACUGGGUACAGCACCAGAACUAGACUGACGUCUAGUGACAAGCGGAAGAAGUGCGACAUUGCGCUUGAGAAUAGCCGGCAACAGGUGUAAGGAGUGUGCAUUCAGUAAGUCCGGAACCCAGUAACAAUUUAAUUACUACCUUUCUCUGUAAUUCCUUGUCCCUUCAAUUUUUCAUGUAUAAGUAUAUAUUUUUAAGUCAGCUUGGUGCAGAAAGCUAGUCAUACCAGAAGAUUUCUCUUGCUCCCAUACGUUGCAAAUUGAAUGCAUAUCGCUGCAGGUUUAGCUUCAUUUUUAGGACAGUUUUUUCUUUUACUGCCAUUUUCCACAUCGCCGUCACUGUCGUCGCAACUAGUUUUGAGCAGACGGCAUCCGCCGAAUUAUAGCCGUAGCCGCCGACACCGGUGCUGUAUUUAAGCAUUUUUGUGUCAGAUCUGGAGCUGAUUUAUUUUCUUGCUAGCCAACAGCAGCUCUGGAGCAAGUACGUGACCCGCAGAAGAUAUUUUAUCCGAGCCGUGGCGAAUUAUUCCGCGUGUACUUCCCAACUCUGACCAGACAUACAGAUACAUACUGUGUGGUAUAUAUUCAGACGCUGCUUCGAUAUUCUUGGGCCACGUGUAACCGACGUUUCUUUACAGCGAAAAUAAAAUUUGGAAAAUUGCAUUUUUUCUUAGGGUUUAAAUAGUUAGUUUUCCAUGGGAUAUGUCAUGUUCUUUGUUUCGGUAUCAUCUGUUUGUUUAUAAUUACACUCAAAUUUUCCAGUGCAGAAUGUAUGAAUUGUAUGGAGCUGUUUUAAAUCUCCUGUGUCCUGUGAUACAUUAGUUUCUAAAUUUGUUACGAGACCUGAAAUGCAGUCAGAAUUUGAUAUUGCAACACAUGCAGUGUCUUGUCCCAACAACUCUUGCUUGUAGAUUUCUGUUAACUGCUGCAUUGUGUACUGCAUAUCGGCUUCAUUUUUGUAAACAAUACAAUACUCAAUUAGAAUGAUAGAUAUCUGUGUAUAUAAUGCAAAUACUAUUUUGUUAUUUUUUAAAUUGAUGUAUUUGCCUCUAGAGACUGAUAAGGUGAAACAAGAAAUAUAUGGAUGUUUAUGAGGAAAAUUUGCAUAAUUAAGAGGCAAGGGGCCAACUCAAUAAUUAUUAUAAUUAUAGUAUUUGCUGCAAGGGGUGGAAGGAAGAGAAUGUGUGCACGGUCAGUGCUCGUAACGUGCCGGAUAUGUCGUGAAUGGGCGCUUUCUAGAUUGAGGGGCAUAUGAUGAAUAACUGGUGGGUUGAAGAAAUAAAAUGGUAGACUAAAAGUGCAAAUGUAGCCUGUCUAUAUUUUUUCCUCCCCCAGAGCUUGAAAAUGUUUUUUGCUCAAAUUCCAGCGCAGUGUUUCUGUAAUUUACGAUGUAAUAGUCUGUGUAGUUUUUUAUUUUUUGGAAAUGGGGUACCAUGUUUGUAGUGUUCAUCCGCCAUGUCACGUAUUGAUUUAAAGCUUUGGAAAUAAACCUUUGCACUUGUGUCGCUGAUUAAAAAAAAAAAGGAAAUUACAGUGUAUUGUUCUUCCCUAGUCUAAUGGAAAUUGAAAGAAAACCACUGCUUUGAUGGCUCAUAUUGAGCGGCAUUAAGACUGUCUUUGACUGAUGAAACUUUGCAAAUCUCUUUUAUGUGAAAGCAUCUAAAUGAUGGUGAAUGUAUUUUCAAGCAAGAUCCAGUAAACCAUAGGAGUGCAUCUUUUCUUAGGCACAUGACAAUACAAUCGUGUGAUGGUGGGUGAGUAUAAUUAAAGGACAUCAUCUUCACAUGAGCUCAAGAAAAUAUGCGUAUCAGGGGGUCGAGGUCAGCAGAAAAUGUGUUAAUAAUUUGUUGUGAUCAUUGCUUGUAUUGUGUAAGGUUCAUGCAAUCCCUUUUGAAAUUAUGUCAAUGGCCAUUUUCAAAUUGUGUUAUUAUGAUGAGCAUUCAGCCAUUCUAAUUCAUUAAACAAUCCUAAAUGUGGCCAACAAG
This is a messenger RNA of Zootermopsis nevadensis, 4183 nucleotides long. NCBI's taxonomy places the organism in Eukaryota, Metazoa, Arthropoda, Insecta, Blattodea, Termopsidae. The record is from RefSeq and is a predicted model, not a curated record.